GACCAUGGAAAGCAGCUGCCAUUCAGAGUAGACAACACUGACCUUGAUGAACUGGUGGACUGAUUCAGUAUAAAGCAGCUUCUUGUGUGUUCAUGUGACCUUUAAAGCAUGGUUGGGGAAAGUGCGUGGUCAGAGACCAGGGGCCAAACCAAGAUGUCCCCUCUCCUCAGUUUCUACCACUUGUUGCUGGACAUCAUGCUCUGUGCUUUGAGGAGCAGUUUGGACCUUUGUCUAGUGCUUCUGAGACACCAACAUGACAGAAGGAAAAGAUCUCGGGAAUGGAUCGCAUCUCGCCACAAGGUUCUCCGCUGUGAAGGGAAAAGACGCUCCCGUUACUCGGCCAGGUUUGGACGGAAAUGCCUGAUCAGGUCACAUUGGUAUGCCCUAGCUGAAGUGGGGUUUCCCCGUCGUUGGUGGGUGUACCCCUGCCGCGAGGACUGGUGGGAGAAGUUUGUGGCGGAAGUUUGGGAUGCCGAAAGAUGGAUUGAGAACUUUUGCAUGAGCCGAGGCACACUCUUUGGCAUUGUGGAAGUCCUGAGGCCACGGAUUGAGCGGCAACACACGGUCAUGAGGGCACCGAUAGCGACAGAGAAGAGGGUUGCUAUCACAGUAUGGUGGCUCGCCAACAGGGAAUGCUAUCGCCUUGUGGGCCAGCAGUUUGGGGUAGCCCGUUCCACUGUGGCAGAGAUAGUCUUGGAGGUGUGCUUCGCUAUGGAGCUAGACCUGCUUCGUGCAACAGUGUGCCUCAGGGAGGUGGAUAAGAUUAUGGAUGGCUUUGGACACCUUGGUUUUCCACACUGCAUUGGGGCGCUUGGUGAGACCCAUAUCCCCGUCCGAGCGCCAGUUCGACAGGUUGAGGAGUACAGGAAGCAGUUUUACUCCAUACUCCUCCAGGGGAUAACGGACCACACCGGUCGUUUCAUCAGCAUGGAGGUUGGAUGGAGCAGCCAUAAUCGUAAUGCCCACAUCUUCAGGAGCUCUGCUGUUUGCGUGGCUAUGGAUGCUGGAGUUUUUGUGCCUGGGAAUCCAACUAUCACCAUUGGGGAUGUGCAAAUUCCACCCUUGAUUGUGGCCAGCGGAGGCUACCCAAUACGGCGUUGGCUUAUGAAGCCCUAUGGGGGUCAUGGCAACAGUAAUCGGUCCCUCUUUGACCACAGACUCAGCAAGGCCCAGAGUGUGGUUGAGUGCGCUUUCUGGCGACUCAAGGCCCGCUGGCAGUGUCUGACAGUGCUCCCUGUGGCUGAGGAGAAUGCCACAGCGGUGGUAACAGCCUGUGUGAUUCUGCACAACAUCUGCGAAGAGAGAGGACAUGCUGUCCUGGGAGACUUGUGUAAGCCACAGACUGUAUUUUGCCCAGCAAAUGAAGAAACAUAUGAAUGCAACGAAGAUGCCUGUCAUUCUUCAGCAGGGAACACUGUGCGAGAUGUCAUCUCCACAUUUAUGCAGACAUCCCAGACCGGGCCGUGAACUCAAGAUGUUCCUUUGUAGGAUAACAUAGCCUGAGUAAGCCAGCACUGGAGGCCAAGAUGGAGAAGACCUGCACAGCUACUGUGUAUUUCCCUUUGUCCUGAGAGCCCUUGGGAGGAAACUUAAUUUAGAAGAAGCAGAUAGAUGAAUUCCAGAUGGAUACUACUUUACAAGACUUCCCAUCAGAAUAAUCAAUUAUCUCCACCAGAGUCUACACUGCAAGUUUUGAAAAGUGUAUACUAUCUUAGACUGAAGAUUUUAAAAAGUUUUUUAAAAUUAUUUUAAUAAAUAGGGAAAGAAUACAUUCAUGCAAAAUUAACUAAAAUGGAUCUUAACUUUUAUAAUAUUCUAUAUUUUAAGAGAUCCUUUGAAGUUUUACCAAUACUUUCCACAAAAUCCUUAAAUAUUUGACUAAUUCUAUAAUUUUAAAACACAUUAUACAUGCAGCCCAUGACUUAGUGCAAGAUAUGGAUGGACUGAUGGGUGACAGUGACCACAAUGGUAACAAGCGUAUUCUAUAUUUACAUAGAAAACUUGCACCAAAAACAUGCAAGUGCACCACUGGAGAAGCAAACCAAGGAUUUUGAGGAAUAAAUUGCUAAAAGAAUCAAGACCAACAAGAAAAAUGUGUUUUAAAACAUGUGUUUUAAAGCAGGAAACCAGCUAGAAAGCAAUGGGACCAAGUGAUGAAUAGGGCAUUAAAGAAAUAUUAAAGUUGGA
Molecule: messenger RNA, 2187 nt
Organism: Sphaerodactylus townsendi
Lineage: Eukaryota; Metazoa; Chordata; Lepidosauria; Squamata; Sphaerodactylidae
Product: putative nuclease HARBI1
Exons: 4
Coding region: 109-1467 (452 amino acids)
Source: RefSeq, a predicted model, not a curated record